GUAUUUUGUAGUUGAAGAAUCUGGCCAAGAGAAUAUCAAUUUAAUGGCUAUUAAAUAAUUGUGAGAGUUACCAUGAGAACCAAAGACAUUUGUUUAAAAGGGAAAAUAAAAUAAUUGUUGAGUUACAAGUACUGCAGCUUUCUGCUUGGUCCAACCUACUUUGUUGGCUUUAGUCGCCUUAUUUUCAGAUCUUCAAUGCGCAGGUGCAAAUAACCUCAGUCAAUCCGCGUCAUGGGUCAUCCAUACGCUCUUUUCUUCUUUAAUUGUAAAACCAAGAAUUCGCUUUAAAGCGCUGUGCAAUAAUUACAUAUUAGAAAAAAUAAUGUUUAAAGUCAAUGUUGUGAUCAUGGACACAAAGUGUAACAUGUGAAAUUCCUGUACUUAAAAUGAGUCCAAUUACGGUGUUCAGCGUUGAAAGAACGAAAUAAUUAAUAAUAUGUAAAGCUAUUUCGUUAAUAUUAAAAAAUGGAAAAUGACGCACAAACACAAUCGCCACAAAAUCUAAACAUUGAUCAUACUAAUGAAAAAUUAAAUGUGAAUCGAACUAUUAAAAUUUUGGAAUAUAAGGGUUUGCUUUGGACAUGUGCUCUGCGAGAAGUAUGUUUAAUUGCGCUUUGGCUCCCGCUCGGCGCAUUAGUAUUUUGUUACGUGACUGCAUCUAUAUUUCAAGCAGAUGAUAUACAUGAAACGCACUGUAGAGUUUAUAAUGUAGUGCCGUCGAUUAGCGCAAUAACUGGUAUCAGUCCACAGAGAUAUGUUUGGAGGAUAUGUAUCGCCUACCAUUUAGGACCAAGACUCUUAAUAGGAUCGUUGUAUUACAACUAUCAUAAAGAACGAACUUCGCAUAUCAAGGAUGAAAAGGUCCGAAAACAAGCAACUAAACUAGGCGAUGCCUGUUACUGGCUCAAUUUAUUAGAACUAUUUGCACUUACAGGAGUGACGUACGUUUCGAAUAGAGAAAAUUAUUUUGUUCAUGAAAAAAUAUUUAUAGUAUUUAUGGUCGCCUCCCUUCUGCAUAUGCUGUGUCGCGCAAGGGUGGGCAAUAUCGGCAGUGAGGCGGUGGAACCCAUCAGGACCAACAAGCUGGUUUGGAUACUCUUCUACCUGGCAAUUGCAGCCACCAUUGGACUUAUUAUAUUCUUCCUACGCCAUCGUUUGCUUUGUCGUCCUUUGGCUUUCACCUGGUUUUCUAUAUGCGAAUACAUUUUAGCGACAACAAAUAUGGCAUUUCAUGCAAUCGUAGUGCGCGAUCUGCCUCUUCAUCAAAUCCAAGUCUUGUGCCCGGACCGAAAAAAAGAUAAUUAAAUCAUUGUCUAUGCGCGGAAUGUUAACUUGCCUAUUAAUGAAAAAAUUAUGACAUUAAAAACGGCGGGAAAAUCAUACAAGUGCUGUGCAAGUGCAUGGAUUUGCCAAAUAAAUAAUUAAAAAUACAUCAAUGCAUUCUAUUUAAGGAGUUAAUUAAGUAUUGUAGAUAAAUAGAAAUAUACAAAAAAUGUUUAUAAUAUAUUGCCGUUAUGUUUGAUGUUCACAGCAGCACAGAAUAUUUUAGAGCACACAAUUGAAAAUGGCGCGCAAUUAAACGGUUUUAAUUAUUUCUUACUAUUGUUGAUUAUUAAAUAUUAAAUAGGAAGAAAUAGCUGUUACAUUAGUUUGUAUUUUGUAUUUUUUUGUAUUAAUUAGAUGCGAUCUCUUUAAUACUUAUAGAUGAUAGUAAUUUGUAAUAUUAAAAAUUAGUAAAUUAAUUAUGAAUCCAUAUAUUGUAGAAUCUUAAUUAAGUCGAAAACGUGUCAAUGGAUACAGUAUUAUAGAAGUACAAUUUAAAUAAUACUGCCUUAAAUGAAAUCGAAAUUGAUAAUUACAAAAUGUUUUAAAUAUUAUGAAAUAGAGGAGUUGGAGACGGACCAAAAAUUUUAAUGGCAUUAUUA
Messenger RNA from Papilio polytes (common Mormon), 1925 nucleotides. RefSeq names its product post-GPI attachment to proteins factor 2-like. The coding region runs from base 466 to 1305 and encodes 279 amino acids. Gene Ontology annotation, biological process: GPI anchor biosynthetic process. The transcript is spliced from 6 exons. The record is from RefSeq and is a predicted model, not a curated record. Lineage: Eukaryota; Metazoa; Arthropoda; Insecta; Lepidoptera; Papilionidae. Gene Ontology annotation, cellular component: Golgi membrane; endoplasmic reticulum membrane.